UAAAAAUGAUAGAAAACUAGCUGCUUAAAACGAUUGUUUUGAUAUUUCAACAAAGUAUACGUGAUUGUAAAUAAGGAGGAAAGUAUUGGCCAAUUGUGCUUGCAGCUUGAUAUAUAAGCUGACUAAUAAGAAAAUUCGAUUUACUAAGAUGACAGUUCUUCAACGGCGUACAGACGUCGACAGCAUACAUAUUUGCGUUGAUGACAAUAAAAAGGAUUGUUUAACAUACAGAUGUAAUUAUUGGACAAAUCACAAUUCCUGGUCGGAAGACAUCGAAAAUGCAGCACCAAACAAAAUAUUUGAACAGUGGCGCAUUGUUGAGCGUACACUCUUUAAUGAGCAGGACCAAUUAUCGGUAGGAUUACUUUUUGAUGAAUGUGUGCAGUGGAGAAAUCAAUUGAGUCAGUUUAGAAUCCUUGGUCGGAACAUUUUAAAGGAAGGAAAUAAAACGAGCAAAGCUGUGUGCGAUAAAAGAAAUUCAAGAAUAAUAAACGCGAGCAACAAGAAGAAUGCUUACGGCACCAAUCUUUGUAGUUAUAAGUAUGAUUGUUCUGUGAAGUCAAAUCGAAAUCAAUGUAAAGAUAAAAUUAUUGAUAUUAUUAUUGAUUUCAUUUGUAAAGAAAUAUCUGAAAUACAAAUGACAAAAAAAGUCGAUAAUUUUAAUGAUAAUUAUCAUGAAUUUUUGAAAAUUGUACCUGCGCCAAUAUAUACUAAAAAAAACCCUCUUGUUAAGAACUAUUUUUACCACAACAAUGAGAGAACUAAUACACUAGCAAAAGGUAAACGUCAAAAAAAGAAAGAAGUGGAAAAACCUAAUUACCAGGAUACACAAAUUCGAAGAAAUAGAUUAGGCACUGUUUUCAACGAAAAGAUCAUCGUUAGUCCAGUACCAUUUAUCUCUACAACGAAAAAAAGUUUUUCUACUCUUAGUAACGCUCCAGUUCACUUUGUAAUAGAAAAUCAGAAUUUUUCUAAUAGUAAUCGCUCUCCUAUGAAGAAAGAUAAUACAAAGCAAAUAUUAUCUCAAAGAAGAAAAACAUCCUUGUUAUCAAAGCCACAAAUUCAAACAUGGAAUACAUCAGGAUAUCCUACAAUUUUACCGAAAAAUGUUAAACUUUCUCCGAUAGAUACUACAAGAUUAUCAAGUAAUAAUCGAAGACUAACCAAAAUUGCAGAAAUCUUACCUUCCCGUUCUAAUCGCAACUCUUUGAGUCCAAUUCUGAACUCAGUGCAAUCAACUUUUCAUAACUAUGUACAAUACGACAGUCAUAACUCAAGCCUAGAAAUCCAUGGCUCAAAUACAAUGGCGCAAGUACCACAAGUUGAGAAUAUAUCAACAAAGGAAAUUUCAACAUGUUUAAAACGCAGUGAUGCUCAUUAUCUUUUAUGAUAUUCGUUUUUAUUUGAUUAAAAUUAACAUACGUAACUUUUCCAUCAGUUCAUAAAUAAAUACCGAAUAUAUUUUUUAUUUAAUGUUAAUUUUUAUAUUACUUAUUUGAUAACAGCUAAGCCGACUCUAUAUAACAUACAUCUACGCGCUUAUGUGUAAGUAUUUAUCAAUUAAUUACAUUAUUAUUACAAAGCAUUAAUAAUGGAA
This is a messenger RNA of Ceratosolen solmsi marchali, 1597 nucleotides long. RefSeq lists its product as uncharacterized. The record is from RefSeq and is a predicted model, not a curated record. The transcript has 4 exons. NCBI's taxonomy places the organism in Eukaryota, Metazoa, Arthropoda, Insecta, Hymenoptera, Agaonidae. The coding region runs from base 149 to 1390 and encodes 413 amino acids.